Hevea brasiliensis (rubber tree) is the source of this 968-nucleotide messenger RNA. Its product is annotated as non-specific lipid transfer protein GPI-anchored 15. NCBI's taxonomy places the organism in Eukaryota, Viridiplantae, Streptophyta, Magnoliopsida, Malpighiales, Euphorbiaceae. The transcript has 3 exons. Bases 177 to 782 code for a protein of 201 amino acids. The record is from RefSeq and is a predicted model, not a curated record.
UCAUCCAGAUGUACCAGCUUUUGUCUCCAUGCCACUAGCUUUCCUAUAUAAGCCCGAGUCCCUUCUCUUCCCUCUCACGCUCCAAGCCUCUAGUUCCAAGCAAACGUAUUCGACCAUCACCACCAAUCUUCUCUCUUCUUGAGCAUCCAGGCAGCCAGAAAAUCCAGAGACAGUCUAUGGCUUCAAGUGGGAUUCGCAUGGGCCUAAUCCUGGUCCUUGUGGGAAUGCUAUAUGGUAGAGCCAUGGCUCAAUCAGGCUGCAGUAAUGCACUCACAAGCCUGGCUUCAUGUCUCAACUAUGUUACAGGAAAUUCAACGACCCCAUCAUCUACUUGCUGCUUGCAGCUAGCCAAUGUCGUCCAAUCAUCACCACAAUGUCUUUGCUCGCUGCUCAAUAACAAUGGUCCUUCACUGGGUAUCACCAUAAAUCAAACUCUGGCCCUGUCGCUCCCUGGUGCUUGUAAAGUGCAAACCCCUCCAAUCAGCCAGUGCAAGGCUGCGACUGCUCCCACGACUUCAGCAGCUCCGCCAACAACUUUAGCAGCUCCACCAACCACAUCAGCAAUUCCACCAGCCACUUCUCCAGCAGAUUCAUCUAACAAAACACCUGAGCCAGCACUUACUCCAUCAGCAUCAGAGGUUCCUUCUUCAUCAGGAACUGAAUCAAAAACAGUCCCAUCAACAGAUGGAACAUCAGAUGGAAGUAUCAUCAAAGCAUCCCUUCAUUUCAUGCUCUUCGCUUUCUUCAUUGUGUGGUGCGGUUCAACUGUCACCAAAUUCUGAAUCUGAAUCUUGCAGAGCGAUUUGUGGCUUGCUGUAGUGUUGAUUAUGAUUCUUUUAUCCGAUUUUGUGCUAGUCUGUUAAAAGAUGAUUCUUGAUUCUAUGGCCAAAGUGUGAUUGUAUUAUUUGUUUGAUUUGCUUAAUGACAAAUAAAUAAAAGAUCCUAUUAAUUGGUACUUUCAUGAAAAA